GACAAAGAAAAGACCCCCAAACAAGCCAGGUUAAGCCUCGUCUUAGAUCCUGGUAUACUGUCUACAGGGAGCCAUGGCUGCUGUGAAUCCUCUGAAAAGCCUCCGAGAUGAAACAACUUGCUCCGUCUGUCUGAGUUUUUAUAAAGAUCCUGUGUUUUUAGACUGUGGGCACAGUUUCUGCCAAGCCUGCAUCACCCAGUGCUGGGAGGGAUCAGAUACAGACAUCUCCUGCCCUCAGUGCAGAGAGACCUUUCCCCAGAGGACCCUCAGGCUGAACAGACAACUGGGGAACUUUGUAGAAAUCGCCAAGCAGCUGAGUGUCCCAGCAGGAGAAGGUUGGUGCAAGGUGCACCAGGAGCCUUUCAAACUCUUCUGUAACCAGGACCAAAUGCUCAUCUGUGUGAUCUGCAGAGAGUCCCAGGCGCACCGUGCUCACUUGGUGGUCCCCACAGAAGAGGCUGCCCAGACCUACAAGGAACAAAUUCACGCCCAAUUGAACACACUGAAGAAAGAGAGAGAAGAACUUCUGGAGUGGAAACAGGAUGCAGAGACACAAAGCCAGGAAUAUCUGGGAAAGAUAGAAGCUGAGAGGCAGAAGAUUGUGUCUGAAUUUGAGCAACUGCGGCAAUUUCUGGAGGAACAAGAGCGACUCCUCCUGGCCCAACUGGAAGAGCUGGACAAGGAAAUUGUGAAGAUACAGGAUGAAAAUGUCACCAAACUGUCUGAGGAGAUUUCCCAUCUCAGUGACUUGAUCAGUGAGAUAGAAGAGAAGUGUCAGCAGCCAACAAGCCAAUUCCUGCAGGAUAUCAAAAGCAUCUGGAGCAGGUGUGAGAAGGUGAAGUUUGCGAAACCAGUGAACGUGCCACAGGAUCUGAGAGAGAGACUCUGUGUCUCUUCCCAAAGAAAUGUUUGUCUACAAGAGGCUCUGAAGAAAUUCAAAGAGACCCUGCCGUAUCAACUGAGCUUUCUGAUCUCGAAGGCAGAGAAAGAGGUGCAGGCCACUCCGGAUCCAGACCUGGCAAAUCCCUGUUCCGUCCUGUCCACAGAUGAGAGUGUGAUCCGGAAAUACCAACAAAGAGAAUUUCUGGAGAAAAAGAACAGGUUUCACCCUGCUGCCUGUGUGCUGGGCUAUAAGGGCUUCACCUCAGGGAGAUGUUACUGGGAAGUGGAGGUGGGGAACAAAGAUGAGUGGGUUUUGGGCAUUGCCAAAGAGUCUGUGAUACACGAGGGAGCGAUAAGCUGUACACCAGAGGAGGGGAUCUGGGCUUUGCAGAGUACAGGGAAUGAGUACUGGGCCCUCACCUCCCCUAAGACUGCUCUGGGCCUACCUCGUAGCCCCAGUAACAUUGGGGUUUACCUGGAUUAUGAAGGACAGAAAGUUACAUUUUAUGACAUUACAUCUUCUGGCAGAGAGCCAAUCUUUACUUUCACAUCUUCUUUCACCGGGAAGAUCAUCCCCUUCUUUGGGCGCCGGCGUGUCCAAUUUCUGAAUAUAGGCACACAUGGUCCCUGGUAGGCAUACCAUUAAGACCUGUGACAGAGCAGCAGGGAUCACUCGGUAUGGGAUAUCUAAAGUGGAGCAAAGACAUAGAUAAUAUAUAAAUUACAGCUAUCACACUUUGCCAUUCUAAUCUUGCCAGCCUCAAGCAUUCAAAAACUCUGUCAGGCCCCCCACAAUCAUGGGAUUGGCUUAAACAUCUUUUUAUAUAUUAUGUUAUUUUUCUUUGCCUGCUGGUUUCCCAGCUUUCAGGGUGUUCUUGUUUCCAGUUUUCAAUCUUUGCUACACAAACAUGAAGGCUGGAAAUGUAUCUGUAAUAUAAUCUGAGCUCCCUCAAAUCUAUCUACUCCAGCAGCUGGGACUUUUAAGAAAAACAUUGAGUGCUGUGAGACUCACAAUAAAAUGGUGAGGGAGAACAAGACUGACUUGCUCAGCAUUAUACUGGUGAAAGGAGUUUCUCGACCCUCUUACAUGCCUGUCUCUGUAACUCUGUGAUCCUCUAGACACAGAUGAACUGGCCAACCAGCAGACACCAGGAGCCACUCACAGGGUCACAGCAGAGCCUGCCUAUCUUAGGGCAGGUCUACACUUAAAAUAUUGCACCGGCGCUGCUGUGCCACUGUAAUGCUUAAGUAAAGAUGCUCCUACGCCGACAGGAGAGCUUCUCCCAUCAGUGUAGUUAAUCCACCUCUGUGAGAGGCAGUAGCUAUGUUAACGGGAGAAGCUCUAGUGCUUAAUUACUCUCUCCGCUAGAAAUGUACACCUUAAUGCCAGGUCUCUGUCUAAUGCAGCAGGCCCAGACCUCAAUCACUGAUCCCCACGGCCUUUUGAAAUAAAUCUACCAGCUCAACUAGUCACACAGGCCAGUAGCUCAGGCUUGGUGCCUGGCCCAGCUACACAACACUGAAACAAGGGUGCAGUUGAUUCAGGCUUGGAGCAUGGCCUAGACACCCAGCCCUGAGACUGGGUUGACAGCUGAGACCAGGCAGGUUCAGUGCAUGGAACAAGCACAGCCCUGAGACUGGGGGCAGAGGAGGUAGCUGAGAAGAGGUGGGCUGCAUGCAUGUCCCAGGUACACAGCACUGCGAGCGGGCUGGGAGAGCUGACAGCCAGGCAACUUGGGGCAUGGUAGACACUCAGCGCUGAGAAUGUGCAGAGUUGGGGCAUGACACGGACAGCGCACUGACUGGGGUGGGGGAGCUGCAAACAGUCAUGCCUAGUGCAUGGCAGAGACACGUGGUGCCGGGAUGGGUGGGAGCAGGCACGCUCUGCACAUGGUGCAGACACACAGCGCUGACAACAGAAAAUGAAGUCGGACUGGGGUAUCUGAUGAGAAUGGGCAGGCUCGGUGCAUGACAGACUCUGUACCUCAGUUUCCCCAUCUGUAAACUAGCUGGGCUCUUCCAGGGCAGGGCCAACCUCCUUUGACUCGCUUGGAGGUCAAGAAAUAAGUUUGUCUUGUACAGGGCUCUGCCGGGGGUUCCACCUUCACAAUUGCCCCCUGUUGGGAAGUGAGGGGAGGGUGCUGUUGGAUACAUCAGAAAGGAGGACACUGCAGGGUUGUGCUUGGCGAGAUGAAUUUUGGACAAUCUUCAUGUGGCCUUGAUUCAGAGUAGCGAGGAAGGGAAAUUACAUCAUGUUGCAACAUUGUAUCCCGCUGCAGAGCCGUCCUUGUAACCAGUCGCAUCCCCAGGGGAGAUCCAGUCACUGUUCUUUUCCCACCAUGGUUACAUUUCCUGUUCUGGGCCCAAGCGGCUGCUUCUCCCAGGCCCCCUCAGUCUGUCCCAAGAUGCCCCCUCCUGCAGCUUGGAUAGACAAGGGGGCUGGGAGACGCUAUGUAACCCCUUACCUUGUACAAUUCAGGGGUCCCCGUACCAGCUCCCCUCACACACACUGUCCUGGGCCAUUGGUCCUCUGCCCUGACCUGGGAUGAAUCUCUCUUUAAAGGUCAGGGAGAAGCUCUGUCUGCACGAUCCAUUGAGUCCAUAGCCUUUCUGCUGAGCCUCAUGUGGAGAGGCACGAUCAGUGCAGACUUUGCUGGUUACCUCGGUGUAUGAUGGAGACACCUACACCCCGAGAACCAGGCUGAGAUCCCAGUGCAUUUCACACAGUCCACUGAGCAGCUGCCCAAUGGACUUUCAGCCACUGCCCCCCUGGACAGGAUGUGGGUUGUUAAACUGAAACAGACCAGCCGGAGAGAAACAUCUUUACUUGGUCCCAACCCCAAGGCUUUGACACUCACUUUGUUUCUCCCCAGAAGAAGGGGUUUGGGGAUGGCUGAAUCUCUCUCAGGUGCCUCCCUGAAGGGAAUCCAGAGAGAACUGGGUCAGAUGUAAGUUGAGCAGGGAAAGGAGGGGAGGUGGGCAGUGGGGCCAGGAAGAUGAGCCCAGGAAACUCUUGUUUACAGAUUGGCCUUAAGAAGUUUGUUUGGGCCUGCAAAGCUAUGUCUUGCUGCCCUGUGCUGUCACCAUAACACUGUUGCCAAUGUAAGGGGACUGGUUGCCCCCUUACUAACACUCAGUGGGGGUGUUUUGGUUGGCUAGCUCCCAGCACUAAAAGGGGAGGGGUCGAUGGGAAAUCAGGAGCCUGAGACUGACAGUCCCCAGGGGCAAUGGGGAGAGCCCAAUGCUCCAGGUCAGCCUGACUGACAGGGUGGGCGGGCUAAUCAGGAGGCCAGGGGGGUCCCAUCCUCCGUGGGAGCUGGAAUUGCCUGACUCAGGGUACGUCUAUACCCAGCCGCUAGUUCGGCGGCAAGCA
Chrysemys picta bellii (western painted turtle) is the source of this 4255-nucleotide messenger RNA. NCBI's taxonomy places the organism in Eukaryota, Metazoa, Chordata, Testudines, Emydidae. The record is from RefSeq and is a predicted model, not a curated record.